AUGCUAGGAUUUGGUGAACAGACAGAAAAUUAUACUCACAUUCGUGACAACUUGAAAGCUGAAACUCCACUAUUGAAUAAUGCAAAGCGCAAACUAGGAUUAAGAGAUUUGAACAUUCAGCAGCAUGUUCAUCUGCAGUCAGAAAUAAUGCGACCCUCUAAAACUCUAGUUCCCGAAAACGUAUAUAAGGAAGCAUGUGAGAAAUUCUGUGCAUAUGAAGACAAAGAUGACUACGGUGAUUUAUGCACUCGCCUUGAUAAUAUAAACUCACUUGUGGAUGGUGUGAUUUCUCUUUCCUGCAUGAGUCAUUCUUCAGAUUUCAUUGGAUUUUCAAUGAAUGACGAUGGUGAUGAAUUUGAUCCAUCAGAUUUCGAAAUACCGGAUUCUGAAUUCAACACAAUGUUCUGUUGUCUUGGCUAGAAAGUUAUUAUGUCGAUUUAAUUCGUUCUCAGAAAUGCUUUAGAUACAAGUAUCUCACUAUUGAGUGUCAACUCCAGUUUGUUCCCAUUCAGCCUAUUUUUUGUACCAUUUACGUUUAUGUACCAUUUUAACCUGUCAGGUUGCAGCGGUAGAUAUUGUAAGCUGGAACGUCAAUUAAAUUCUCUUUAAUGUGCUGUAUAAUCUUCUUGGCUUUAUGAAUAUCGGGUGGUAAGUGAGGCACUUAAGUAUUCUACACACAAGUCAAUAUUGCACUAUGAAACCGCUUCACUUUUGUUGAUUAAAAGAUUCGUCAAUCUUGAUUUUAGUCCUUUUGAUAUUUCGUUCUAUAGAAGGAUCCGUGCGUGUAUUUGCGUUAUCUGCAACCAGUGUUUUACGUUAUUUGAAGUUUGGCUGUUGGAUAGUUUGUAAGAUUGUUCUCUGUUUAACCCAAGGUCACAUUCAAGUUAUAUUCCGAAUAGGAGUCUGAUGUCAACUGCUCUCAACAGAAGCCGUAUCUGGAAUGGAAAACAAACUCAGUGUUGGUAAAAAAUCUCUUACACAACACAGGCGUCAAUAUAGUGGCUCGUGAAACUAUGCGAAUGCCAGUUUAAGGGGUUUCUAAUUCUUCCUUGUGUUACAUUGCUGAUUUAGUUAUCUCUUACGAAGCACCUUAAUGGUACUUUUGAGAGACAUGACUAGGUCCCUAUCUUUUACUAUAAGGAUUCAACAAAUGACUUUUGCUUACAAGCAGCAGUAAACGUG
Messenger RNA from Schistosoma haematobium, 1182 nucleotides. RefSeq lists its product as uncharacterized. The record is from RefSeq and is a predicted model, not a curated record. The coding region runs from base 1 to 420 and encodes 139 amino acids. The transcript has 3 exons. Lineage: Eukaryota; Metazoa; Platyhelminthes; Trematoda; Strigeidida; Schistosomatidae.